Ceratitis capitata (Mediterranean fruit fly) is the source of this 2109-nucleotide messenger RNA. RefSeq lists its product as uncharacterized. The transcript has 8 exons. The coding region runs from base 294 to 2003 and encodes 569 amino acids. The record is from RefSeq and is a predicted model, not a curated record. NCBI's taxonomy places the organism in Eukaryota, Metazoa, Arthropoda, Insecta, Diptera, Tephritidae.
UAUAAUAAAUUUUUUGAAGGGGAAGUACACAAAUUUGUCUUGUAUUUUUUGUCUCAGUGUUAUAUGAUUAACGGAUCCUGAAUUUAACAUUCUUAACUUGUAAAUUUCUAGAUGAAUGUGUGUCGUUCGUUAAACAAUUGGGUUGUUGCUAUAGAAAUUGCAAAUUAACCAGUGUUUGUGUCGUUUUGUGUAUUAUCCUUUGCUUGCCUGUAUUUUACAAUCGGUGUUACGGAAUAAAUAUAACAUAUUGUUAAAAUAAUAUAUCACAUCGCAACUUCAAAAUUUUAUUCAAAAUGAGGCAUCGUACAAUAUAUGAGGUUCAAACCGACUUGGCGAGAAGCAUUGGUCAUGGCAUGGAAAUAGUGUGGGAUUCUUUAUCCGCCAAUCAAUCUGCAAUAUUUAAGGAAAAAAUUAAAAAUAUAUUUCCGGAUAACGAUCAAAGGCAGACUGAAAUGGAGAAAGCGCGUCAAAAUAUUUUCCACAACGUCUGGUUGCAACGUAAAUAUACAAAUCGUGUCUUGCUCUCAUCCAUAAUUUAUGUAAUGGUAGCUCAAGAAAAAGACCACAGGGCUGCUAAAAACUCAACAGAAUUUUCUUUCCAUCCUGUAAUACGCACACGUAAAUGCUUAUCUUUAAACAACAGCUCUGGUUGUUGCAUGAUUUUUAUAGAUGAACACUCGCGUAUUUAUCAAAAUUGGAACCAAUAUUUGAAGAACAAUAUGCUUCCGAGUGGCACCAUGGUGGCCCCAAAAAACGGCGUUUACACCUUUAAUGAAAACGAAGAGGUCGAUCUUGAGGUUGGGCCUACACCAAAUACAUAUUCAAUGAGAAAACUUGAGACGGCAAUUGGUGUAGGAGGACUAAUUUCGGGGACAGCCCCUCUUGCACUCUCAAUGGUCAUGCCCAUCGCAGCGCCAGUCAUGUUAACUGCAACAGUUGUAUCAUUAGCCACAAGCGCUUUUGCUACUUUACGGUCAGCAACAUAUUUAAAAGAUCGUUAUCGGCACGGGCAGUCAACAUCCCUUGCUGAUCGCGAGGCGAGAAGUAAAUGGUUAGGUGUGGCAGGUGGUGUUGCUGGCUUGGGCGCAUCUGGUGCGAUGAAUGCUUUAGCCUAUGCAAACUCUGCUGGUAAAGGUGUACCAUUGGUAGCGAAGGUAGCUGUUGGCGGUGUAAAUGUAACUUCGCUAGUGCUGUCUGGCUCGGAUAUAUUAAAUACAGCUUAUGAUCUAUAUUUGAACUAUGAUGAAAGUUUUAACAGCUUUGAUGUUCUACAAUUGGCAUCUUCUUUACUAGUCUUCACACAUUCAAUUAAUAAUUUGGCACUGGUUUCUAAAAUUCCCACUCGUGGAGGAAGUGCUUCAAUUCGUAGAGCAAUACGCAAACAAACCAGAAACUCCUUUGACAAAAUUUCGAGCGAAUGUAUGAGAAUGGGUAAAAAUUUCUCCAAAAUGGAUCUUAUUCGUAUGGUAAAUAAUAUACCUUCAAAGGAGGACUUCAUACAACAAAUCGCUGCGGUAUUAGCUCAGGCAGCCGCAGGAACCGCCGCUGGUAAUGCUCUUCGGGAACUCCCACUAUUAAUUAACUAUACUUCGGACGGCGAAUUUAAUCCUAUACAUCUUCUUGCUACAGCGGGUUUUAAAUUUGUGCGCAAUAUAUUAGAUUCAAAUAGUUUUGUUGAUCUUCUAGGCACAAUGGCGACGUUUAUGUGUGAUAAAAGUUUUUAUUUGUUGAUGAAUUUAACUAGAACUUUUAUGGACGAAUUUGGCGAUGGUAUUAAUGAUCUGCUACGUACAUUUAUACCUACCGAAAAGGUGCUUUAUGAAAUGUUCAUGUUAUGUGUCACAAAAUAUUCUAAUCUCUCAUUUGAAUUUCUUGAAAAUAAGCAAAUCGAAAUAAUUGACGAGCUUGAAAAAUAUUUUUAUUCUUUAAAUCCCAUCGAUGAUAGUAAUAAAUCAUUAAGUUGUAAAAUUUGUAAGGGUUAUUAUUAUGAAUGUACUCUAUGAACGAUUUUUAAUGCAUACUUUUUUUAAUGAAAAUUAAUGUUGAUAUUAAUACUCGAGACUGUACUGUUUUAUAAAUUGCACUAUUAAUAAAGUUUUUUAACAUAUA